GCGGCUCUCGCGUGUGCGCUUGGCCCCAAGGUGACCGAUUGCGGCCCACUACUGCCUAUACACCGUACCAGUUUCGUCGAUUGCGCUCCUAGCUGUCACAUUCCUUUACGUAACCUGUCCCAUCGAGACAUAACGCGUUGCUCUUCAAGCUGUCACUAUGCAGCUUGUAUUGUUUGCUGUUUGUUUAUUGGCGGCGUUAGCGCCAUCUGCGUGCCGUCCAUACGACCCCGAGGACGAUGAUCUGAAGAACGUGUUGCCAUCUAGCGGCAAGUUCGAGGCGUUUUAUCCGCGCGAGGCGCACGGCAUUCCGAACGGGUCCUCGCGGCCUGCGCACGGGCAUGGCAGUUUCUACAAGCACCGCAAUCCGGCGCUAGUGGACGUGAAGAACGCAGCCGCGUACGGCUUCCGGUUUGACGGCAUGAGAAGGUUCAACUUCGAUGAUGAGUAGAAUUUAUAGCCUUUGUAGCAAAUUAUAAGCGCUUAGUAAUUUUUUUUGCGUUACUUACGGUGUUUUGAUCCACGAUGUUGAUAUUUGUUUUCCUUAAUUAUUGAUUAUGGGCUUAGAGUAUGUAGGUAAGAUUGUGUUUAUAGACAAUAUUCAAGCCUGGAUAUUUUUGCAAAUAGGUUAAGUAUUCAUCUAAUGCUUUUAUGUCUGUAGCCGCGUAUAAACUGUUAAAGACAUUCGAAAUUUUAUUAUUAUGCUAUACCCGUGUUAGCCCAAAAGGCAACAGCUUUAUUACACCACUAAAGCUGUCAUCCAUGACUGCCGUCAUGACAAAACACUAUAAAUUACGUAUAGUUUCUAUUUCCUCUUCUGAGCCGUAACGUUGCACGCACCGAAUGAGAAUUAAUUAGAGAGAUUUCUAUCGUGCAAUUUACCUUCCCUUGUAAAUAUCAAAAUUAUCAUGUUCUAUCCCGUAUAUUAGGGCAAGGACAUGACAUAAGUUAUAUUAUGAUUAUAUGUAUAACUAAACCGCAUUAAGAAUACUAUCCGCACCUGAGAAGUAUUACACUGUAAGCGCCAUUUUUG
Messenger RNA from Hyposmocoma kahamanoa, 1030 nucleotides. RefSeq lists its product as uncharacterized. The record is from RefSeq and is a predicted model, not a curated record. The transcript has 2 exons. Bases 158 to 448 code for a protein of 96 amino acids. Lineage: Eukaryota; Metazoa; Arthropoda; Insecta; Lepidoptera; Cosmopterigidae.